UCUUAUUCUCACCAAAAAAAAAAAAAAGAGAAUAAACUCUUAUUAUUAUUCUUCUUCUUCUUUCUCAGUCAAUAAACACACUGUUUCAGCUCUGCUCUAUCUUCAAACCUUUUCUUCUUUCGUCAAUGGCUGUGACUGCUUGAAUUUUCUGAUUCAGAGGUUCUUCUGGCAACCCGUAGCUUUGGCAUCACCGAUUUCCAAUCAUUUAAAAUCAUUCUGUUUCUCUCUACCGAAAACCCUAGAAACUCCAAGAACUAAGAUUCAUUUCAAAAUGGCGAAUUCAGCUGGACCCGUUUCUGCUAGAGGACUCAUCACUCAUGUAAUCUUUGAUAUGGAUGGUCUUUUACUCGACACAGAGAAGUUCUAUACUGAAGUCCAAGAAAUUAUACUGGCUAGAUUUAAUAAGACUUUUGAUUGGUCUUUGAAGGCCAAAAUGAUGGGAAAGAAAUCAACCGAAUCGGCUAAGAUCUUUGUUGAAGAGACGGGAAUUAGCGAUUCUCUUACACCCGAAGAUUUUCUUAUAGAAAGAGAGUCGAUGUUGCAGAAAAUGUUCCCAACAAGCGAGCUCAUGCCAGGGGCCAGCCGCUUGAUCAGACAUCUUCAUGCAAAAGGAAUACCGAUUUGUGUGGCUACAGGUUCACACAAGCGGCAUUUUGCACUGAAAACACAACAACAUGGUGAACUUUUCUCGUUGAUGCAUCAUGUUGUUCUUGGUGAUGAUCCAGAAGUCAAAAAAGGCAAACCGUCACCAGAUGUAUUUCUUGCUGCAGCUAAUAGAUUCGAGGGAGGCCCAAUAAAUCCAGAUAAGAUUAUCGUGUUUGAAGAUGCUCCAGCGGGAGUUCAAGGAGCAAAGAAUGCUGGGAUGUUCGCGGUCAUGGUUCCUGAUGCAAGGCUUGAUAGCUCACUCUAUGGACCUGCAGAUCAAAUUCUAAACUCAUUGCUGGAUUUCAAUCCAAGUGAGUGGGGUUUACCACCAUUUGAAGAUGAGGCAAGCUGAACUUUUUUUCAUAUCCAUUUGAAUUAAAAUAAUAAUGAAGCUGUCUUGGCUUGAAAGAAACUGGUUUCAAACCAGACAGAUACUCUUAAUUCUUAUAUUAAUUAACCAUUUAAACAAUAGUGGUAUUUGAUUAAGGUUUCCACCAUUUGUGCUGUGAAUCAUGAUCUGAAUAGUGUAAGUUUUCAUUAGAGACAAUUGAUUAUGGGAUCAGAAACAUGAGAGUUAGAGACCCUUUUUAGCUCU
Molecule: messenger RNA, 1240 nt
Organism: Cannabis sativa
Lineage: Eukaryota; Viridiplantae; Streptophyta; Magnoliopsida; Rosales; Cannabaceae
Product: (DL)-glycerol-3-phosphatase 2
Exons: 7
Coding region: 272-997 (241 amino acids)
Biological process (GO): glycerol biosynthetic process
Molecular function (GO): sn-glycerol 3-phosphatase activity
Source: RefSeq, a predicted model, not a curated record